AUGGGAAAGAAGAGACCCACGCUCAAGGGCACCGUCCAGCGUGGAUAUGCCACCACGUCAACUCCGAAGAAGGUUCAGGAUCCACCAACGCCAGCAAGCGCCGCGGCAAAGAAACCAGCUGCUAGUUCCGCCAGCACCUCCUCAGCAGCUGCGAUCGACUAUGAAAAGAUCAAUGACGAAAGCCUUGCAGAUAACCUCUCUGCAUCCAAGUCAAUAGCAGCCGACGCCAACGGCAGGGCAGCCGACGUAUUUGAUCCUGAAAAGGAGGAAGAGCAAGCAUUGCAGAACCUCGUCGACAAGCUUCAAGACCGAGUCGACAAGGAGGUCUCGAGACAGCACAAGGCAAUCGAAUAUGACCGUCGAUUCGCAAAGACUCUUCCUAACUUUGAGAUCGAGCCCGAGCUCCGAGAUCAAGUUCUUCAGGUGGCCGCCGACCUCAAUAAGCAAACAACCAUCGCUUCCGCUGUCGAUCCUACCGCCGCAGACGCACCAUCAGCCACGCCUGGCGCCUCAUCAGAUGCUGCGCUUACACCUACAACCGCCGCCUCGGGCACAGCCACGGUCUCUGGCAGCGCCACACCUCUCAGCGUCGGCUCGUCUCACACCUCUCUUGCCAUGGCCACAUUGACUAAAGACCUUAACAAGCUUUCCGUCAGCCAGGCAAGCUCAUCCGCAGCGGCAUCUUCUUCCUCGUCAUCGGCGUAUACCGAAUCUGAAGAUAAGGUCAUGGCGAGGGCGCUCACCGCAUACAACAUUCUCCUCAAGCUCGGCUUCUCGUCGUCUCAAGUCGAAGAUGCUCUCUCCAAUUCACCGUCUCCGGACGUGGAGGAUUGCCUGUCGUACCUUUAUCUCGCGCUCGAUGAAGAAGUGCUCGAAGACGCAAUUCGCGCUGGAGAGGGAAAAGCUGCCAAGAAUCGUCGAGGAAAGGAAUCCAACAAGAAAGACUUCCCGGCAUUGAAUGGCGCCGCCCCAGAUCAGGACGAAGCCGACCACGACGCUGACGACGAUUACGACGAGAGUAGACCUCCCGCCUACGAUGGAUACGAGUUCACUCGAUCAGAGACGCUUGGUAAAGGCGAUUUUGCACGCACGGAUCUGUCCUCUAAUGACAAGCAAGUGCCAGGCGCUGCUCCUCCUGCAAGUGCUCAGAAUGCAUCUGCGGCGUCAGUACCAGCGGAAGCAGUCGCCGGAACAAAGCAGGACGUCGACACUGAGAAGGUCGAAGCCCUCAAAAAAGCGUGCGACCGUCUCAUCCUCCAGCUGAACGACGACCUCGAAUCAAACCAGAUCGACACGCUCGAGAAACCAACAGCGACUUGGUCGAUCCUGCGAGCAAUGCAGAUCCGCAUCGACCAGGAAAGGUCCAAGUGGAAGAAGGAGCUCGGCAAAGAAGGUGAAUCGCACAUGAAGCACGAGGACGCCAGGCUCGAGCGAGUCCUCGGCCGCACCAAAGACUUCAUGCGCGAAUGCGAGCGCGGCGCCUACUUUGAUCAAAAGACCGCCACGGAUGGCUUCCGUCUGGUACUGCGUCAGCGUGAGGAGAUCGAAAAGCAGCUCAAAGCUGCCGACGACGAGGAAGACAAGAAACGACAACAGCGACGAGACGAAUUCGAAGCAGCAGCCGGGAUCGACUCUGCUUCUCCUACCGUUGGCAACGGCGCAGAUGUCAAACCUGUGUCGGCGAGCGAGGCCACCGCUUCCGACGAGAGCAGUCUCGGAAUCAAAGACACCCAAGCAGCAGACCAGACGGAUACCGACCCAAAGCUCGAUGCUGACUCGGACGAUGAGAGCGGCUUCUUCGGCGACCUCCUGAACGAAGGUCCUAUCGAGGACAAGGACGACGAAACCGGAUCCGUCAUCACCAUGCGCGACCUCCCAGCGCGAGCCAAGAGUGGAGGCGGAGGUAAGACUCCACGCGUCAUGCUCUCCGAUGCUCUCAAGCGCGCUGAUCCAUACUCGACGUACAAAUUCACCGCCAUUCCUUCCGGCGGUCGAGUUCACCGCAGCAAGCUUACCAUCCGCUGGAACGGAGGCAAAGUGGUCCCGAAUAAGCAUCCUGUCACCGCUGGUUCUCCCACCUACGUCGACGAGUAUACUCUUACCUCGGUCGGUUGCUCGUCGCAGCUCCAAGCGGACGACUUCGUGGCUACAAUUGCACUCUUCUGCAUUGACCGUGACAAAUCGGUACAGCGUGCUUUGCCGCCUGGUUAUCGUGAAUGGUGGGAAGAGCUCACUGGCCUCCAGAAGGACGAGCAUGACCGAAAGAGUCGAACCCGCUUCCAGCGCGUUCGAGACGUCAUUCGCGUCAGGAUGGAAGAGGCCAAUGCAGCAAAGAAGAUCAAGGGCAAGACAGCCCCUACCAACGCUUCGGCUGCAGCGGAACAGACCGAGCUCGGCGAGCUCUCGUCCGCCUCUGCGCCUCAACCAUCCGAAGCCCGCGCAAAGGAGAUUGCCGAAUACAUCGCAAACCGUGUCGCUUCGCCUUCCUACCAAAAGAUGCUUCCUGGCCGGCAAGGUCUUCCUAUCGCCAAUCAUCGACAAGAGAUUCUCGACCUGGUGGAGAACAACCAGAUCUUUGUGCUCAGCGGUGAGACGGGCUGUGGAAAGUCUACGCAGGUGCCCGCCUACAUUCUCGAGCAUUGCAUGUCGCAAGGUCGCAACUGCAAGAUCUAUGUCACCGAACCUAGGCGUAUCUCGGCCAUCUCGCUUGCCGAGCGUGUCAGCGAAGAAUUGGGCGAGCCUCGAAAGAGCGUCGGGAACAACGACAGCUUGGUUGGCUAUGCGAUCCGUCUUGAAAGCAACGUCGGGAAGAAUGCCCGGCUCGUCUACGCUACGACCGGUAUCGUCCUUCGAAUGCUCGAGGGAACUGCUUUCAACGAGAUCACGCACGUCAUCAUCGAUGAGGUUCACGAGCGCUCCAUCGAGUCCGACUUCCUACUCAUCAUCCUCAAGACGCUCAUCGCGCAUCGCAAGGACCUCAAGGUGAUCCUCAUGUCGGCCACGGUGGAUGCAGAGCGCAUCAGCAAGUACUGCGGCGGAUGCCCUACCAUUGCCGUUCCUGGACGCACCUUCCCCGUAAAUGUGCACUACCUAGAAGAUGCUGUCGAGAUGAGCAACUACAUCAUCGAGGACGACUCGCCCUACGCAUUCCGUCCAAAGCGCGGCUUCCGUAACGGCGACGGGUAUGCCCGUAAGCAGAACGCGCCCGGCAACAAGAGCAAGCUGCAGCUGCUGGCACAAGCUUCGCCCGAAGACGAAGACGACCCGGGUCUGCUGGACGAUGAUGACGACGAUCCAGACGGUCAAGGUCCCAGCACCGGCAGCCUGGGCAAGGCAUAUCGAAGCAAGACCAUCGAUACGCUGGCCAAGAUGAACGAGUAUGUUAUCAACCACGAUCUUAUCAUCAAGAUCCUCGAGCGCGUCUGCCUCGACAAAGACCUCGAGCCGUACAGCGCGGCCACGCUGAUCUUCAUGCCGGGUCUGGCCGAGAUCCGCAAGUGCCACGACAUGCUGGUCGACCAUCCUACGUUUGGGGGAGCAGGCUUUCAGCUCUUCCCGUUGCAUUCGACCAUCUCGUCUGAAAAUCAAGGCGCCGUAUUCAAUGUGCCUCCUCCCGGCGUUCGCAAGAUUGUCAUUGCCACCAACAUUGCCGAGACCGGUAUCACGAUUCCCGACAUCACCUGUGUCAUCGACUCGGGCAAACAUCGCGAGAUGCGGUAUGACGAGAAGCGCCAGAUCUCACGCCUGGUGGAGUGCUUCAUCGCCAGGAGCAACGCCAAGCAGCGACGCGGUCGUGCAGGCCGUGUGCAGGAGGGCAUCUGCUUCCACCUGUUCACCAAAUACCGUCACGAUUCGUACCUGGACGAGCAUCCACUGCCCGAGAUGCUCCGUUUGUCGCUGCAGGACUUGGCACUCAAGCUCAAGAUCAUGAAGAUCAAGAUCGGCCACUCUAUCGAGAAUGCUCUGUCGCAGGCGCUCGAUCCACCAAGCCCUGCCAACGUGCAGCGUGCCAUUGCAGCGCUCGUCGAGGUCAAGGCGCUCACGUCGACGGAAGAGAUCACGCAUCUCGGUCGGCACUUGUCCAAGAUGCCGCUCGAUGUGCACAUGGGCAAGUUUUUGCUGGUCGCCACCUUGUUCAAAUGUCUGGAUCCAGCCCUUACGAUCGCAGCGGCGCUCAACUCCAAGUCGCCGUUCAUGACACCCUUUGGUAAAGAGCUUGAGGCUGAUCGGGCCAAGCAGAGCUUCAAGUUGGGCGACUCGGACUUCCUCACCAUCGCCAACGCAUUCAAUGGCUUCCGUCGCUCGACUGUUCAGAAUCACCACCGCACGUUCUGCAACCGCAGCUUCCUGAGCAUUCAGAACCUGCUGCAGAUCGAGGAGCUACGACAGCAGUACUUUUCGUACCUGAUCGACGCCGGUUUCGUGAGCGUCGACGAUGCUUUCAAACAGGAGCUCAACAAGCUGAGGUACCGCAGCGGUGGCUCGGCCAACUUUUCCAAGCCGCGUUUCAUGACGAUACCGGCGCACCUCGACGUCAACUCGUCGAGUCUUGCCAUGAUCCACGCGACGCUGGCUGCCGGUCUCUAUCCGAAAUUGCUCAACAUCGACGGCAAGACAUACCAGCUCAAGACGAUCGGCAACAACCAGCCGACGUCGAUUCAUCCUUCUUCGGUCAACUUCAAGGCAAAAAUGUCGGAGCUGGUGCGCAGCUCGAGCAGCUACAUGCUGUACUACACGAUGAUGCAGAGCAAGAAGCUGUAUGCGUGGGAGACGGGUCUGAUGGACGACAAGGCGGUGUACAUGCUGUGCGGAGACGGAGAGUUUAAGCUGGCAUCGAACAGUCUGUACAUUGAUAGGCAGAGGAUCAGGAUUGCGAGUGCCGACCCCAAGACCCUUGUGGCGCUCAAGACGCUGAGGGAUGGAUUGGGCAAGCUGAUGAAGGCGAGCUUCAGGAACCCAGGCAAGGAAUGGAGCGAGGGACAGGAGAAGCUGUUCGAGUUGGCGUGCAAGGUACUCGGCGUCGGCGCCAACGAGAAGGACCUUGCGUUGCUGCAGUAG
Molecule: messenger RNA, 5058 nt
Organism: Pseudozyma hubeiensis SY62
Lineage: Eukaryota; Fungi; Basidiomycota; Ustilaginomycetes; Ustilaginales; Ustilaginaceae
Exons: 1
Coding region: 1-5058 (1685 amino acids)
Cellular component (GO): intracellular anatomical structure
Molecular function (GO): RNA binding; ATP binding
Source: RefSeq, a predicted model, not a curated record